ACAGAGCAGUGAUAACUACCUGCCAGUGUCUCUUAGGAGUGAGGUACCUGGAGUUCGGGGACCCCAACCUGUGACAAUGACAGCAGACAAAUUGGUUUUCUUUGUGAAUGGCAGAAAGGUGGUGGAGAAAAAUGCAGAUCCAGAGACAACCCUUUUGGCCUACCUGAGAAGAAAGUUGGGGCUGAGUGGAACCAAGCUCGGCUGUGGAGAGGGGGGCUGCGGGGCUUGCACAGUGAUGCUCUCCAAGUAUGAUCGUCUGCAGAACAAGAUCGUCCACUUUUCUGCCAAUGCCUGCCUGGCCCCCAUCUGCUCCUUGCACCAUGUUGCAGUGACAACUGUGGAAGGAAUAGGAAGCACCAAGACGAGGCUGCAUCCUGUGCAGGAGAGAAUUGCCAAAAGCCACGGCUCCCAGUGCGGGUUCUGCACCCCUGGCAUCGUCAUGAGUAUGUACACACUGCUCCGGAAUCAGCCCGAGCCCACCAUGGAGGAGAUUGAGAAUGCCUUCCAAGGAAAUCUGUGCCGCUGCACAGGCUACAGACCCAUCCUCCAGGGCUUCCGGACCUUUGCCAGGGAUGGUGGAUGCUGUGGAGGAGAUGGGAAUAAUCCAAAUUGCUGCAUGAACCAGAAGAAAGACCACUCAGUCAGCCUCUCGCCAUCUUUAUUCAAACCAGAGGAGUUCACGCCCCUGGAUCCAACCCAGGAGCCCAUUUUUCCCCCAGAGUUGCUGAGGCUGAAAGACACUCCUCGGAAGCAGCUGCGAUUUGAAGGGGAGCGUGUGACGUGGAUACAGGCCUCAACCCUCAAGGAGCUGCUGGACCUCAAGGCUCAGCACCCUGACGCCAAGCUGGUCGUGGGGAACACGGAGAUUGGCAUUGAGAUGAAGUUCAAGAAUAUGCUGUUUCCUAUGAUUGUCUGCCCAGCCUGGAUCCCUGAGCUGAAUUCGGUAGAACAUGGACCCGACGGUAUCUCCUUUGGAGCUGCUUGCCCCCUGAGCAUUGUGGAAAAAACCCUGGUGGAUGCUGUUGCUAAGCUUCCUGCCCAAAAGACAGAGGUGUUCAGAGGGGUCCUGGAGCAGCUGCGCUGGUUUGCUGGGAAGCAAGUCAAGUCUGUGGCGUCCGUUGGAGGGAACAUCAUCACUGCCAGCCCCAUCUCCGACCUCAACCCCGUGUUCAUGGCCAGUGGGGCCAAGCUGACACUUGUGUCCAGAGGCACCAGGAGAACUGUCCAGAUGGACCACACCUUCUUCCCUGGCUACAGAAAGACCCUGCUGAGCCCGGAGGAGAUACUGCUCUCCAUAGAGAUCCCCUACAGCAGGGAGGGGGAGUAUUUCUCAGCAUUCAAGCAGGCCUCCCGGAGAGAAGAUGACAUUGCCAAGGUAACCAGUGGCAUGAGAGUUUUAUUCAAGCCAGGAACCACAGAGGUACAGGAGCUGGCCCUUUGCUAUGGUGGAAUGGCCAACAGAACCAUCUCAGCCCUCAAGACCACUCAGAGGCAGCUUUCCAAGCUCUGGAAGGAGGAGCUGCUGCAGGACGUGUGUGCAGGACUGGCAGAGGAGCUGCAUCUGCCUCCCGAUGCCCCUGGUGGCAUGGUGGACUUCCGGUGCACCCUCACCCUCAGCUUCUUCUUCAAGUUCUACCUGACAGUCCUUCAGAAGCUGGGCCAAGAGAACCUGGAAGACAAGUGUGGUAAACUGGACCCCACUUUCGCCAGUGCAACUUUACUGUUUCAGAAAGACCCCCCAGCCGAUGUCCAGCUCUUCCAAGAGGUGCCCAAGGGUCAGUCUGAGGAGGACAUGGUGGGCCGGCCCCUGCCCCACCUGGCAGCGGACAUGCAGGCCUCUGGUGAGGCCGUGUACUGUGACGACAUUCCUCGCUACGAGAAUGAGCUGUCUCUCCGGCUGGUCACCAGCACCCGGGCCCACGCCAAGAUCAAGUCCAUAGAUACAUCAGAAGCUAAGAAGGUUCCAGGGUUUGUUUGUUUCAUUUCCGCUGAUGAUGUUCCUGGGAGUAACAUAACUGGAAUUUGUAAUGAUGAGACAGUCUUUGCGAAGGAUAAGGUUACUUGUGUUGGGCAUAUCAUUGGUGCUGUGGUUGCUGACACCCCGGAACACACACAGAGAGCUGCCCAAGGGGUGAAAAUCACCUAUGAAGAACUACCAGCCAUUAUCACAAUUGAGGAUGCUAUAAAGAACAACUCCUUUUAUGGACCUGAGCUGAAGAUCGAGAAAGGGGACCUAAAGAAGGGGUUUUCCGAAGCAGAUAAUGUUGUGUCAGGGGAGAUAUACAUCGGUGGCCAAGAGCACUUCUACCUGGAGACUCACUGCACCAUUGCUGUUCCAAAAGGCGAGGCAGGGGAGAUGGAGCUCUUUGUGUCUACACAGAACACCAUGAAGACCCAGAGCUUUGUUGCAAAAAUGUUGGGGGUUCCAGCAAACCGGAUUGUGGUUCGAGUGAAGAGAAUGGGAGGAGGCUUUGGAGGCAAGGAGACCCGGAGCACUGUGGUGUCCACGGCAGUGGCCCUGGCUGCAUAUAAGACCGGCCGCCCUGUGCGAUGCAUGCUGGACCGUGAUGAGGACAUGCUGAUAACUGGUGGCAGACAUCCCUUCCUGGCCAGAUACAAGGUUGGCUUCAUGAAGACUGGGACAGUUGUGGCUCUUGAGGUGGACCACUUCAGCAAUGUGGGGAACACCCAGGAUCUCUCUCAGAGUAUUAUGGAACGAGCUUUAUUCCACAUGGACAACUGCUAUAAAAUCCCCAACAUCCGGGGCACUGGGCGGCUGUGCAAAACCAACCUUCCCUCCAACACGGCCUUCCGGGGCUUUGGGGGGCCCCAGGGGAUGCUCAUUGCCGAGUGCUGGAUGAGUGAAGUUGCAGUGACCUGUGGGAUGCCUGCAGAGGAGGUGCGGAGAAAAAACCUGUACAAAGAAGGGGACCUGACACACUUCAACCAGAAGCUUGAGGGUUUCACCUUGCCCAGAUGCUGGGAAGAAUGCCUAGCAAGCUCUCAGUAUCAUGCUCGGAAGAGUGAGGUUGACAAGUUCAACAAGGAGAAUUGUUGGAAAAAGAGAGGAUUGUGCAUAAUUCCCACCAAGUUUGGAAUAAGCUUUACAGUUCCUUUUCUGAAUCAGGCAGGAGCCCUACUUCAUGUGUACACAGAUGGCUCUGUGCUGCUGACCCACGGGGGGACUGAGAUGGGCCAAGGCCUUCAUACCAAAAUGGUCCAGGUGGCCAGUAGAGCUCUGAAAAUCCCCACCUCUAAGAUUUAUAUCAGCGAGACAAGCACUAACACUGUGCCCAACACCUCUCCCACGGCUGCCUCUGUCAGCGCUGACCUCAAUGGACAGGCCGUCUAUGCGGCUUGUCAGACCAUCUUGAAAAGGCUGGAACCCUACAAGAAGAAGAAUCCCAGUGGCUCCUGGGAAGACUGGGUCACAGCUGCCUACAUGGACACAGUGAGCUUGUCUGCCACUGGGUUUUAUAGAACACCCAAUCUGGGCUACAGCUUUGAGACUAACUCAGGGAACCCCUUCCACUACUUCAGCUAUGGGGUGGCUUGCUCUGAAGUAGAAAUCGACUGCCUAACAGGAGAUCAUAAGAACCUCCGCACAGAUAUUGUCAUGGAUGUUGGCUCCAGUCUAAACCCUGCCAUUGAUAUUGGACAGGUGGAAGGGGCAUUUGUCCAGGGCCUUGGCCUCUUCACCCUAGAGGAGCUACACUAUUCCCCCGAGGGGAGCCUGCACACCCGUGGCCCUAGCACCUACAAGAUCCCGGCAUUUGGCAGCAUCCCCAUUGAGUUCAGGGUGUCCCUGCUCCGCGACUGCCCCAACAAGAAGGCCAUCUAUGCAUCGAAGGCUGUUGGAGAGCCGCCCCUCUUCCUGGCUGCUUCUAUCUUCUUUGCCAUCAAAGAUGCCAUCCGUGCAGCUCGAGCUCAGCACACAGGUAAUAACGUGAAGGAACUCUUCCGGCUAGACAGCCCUGCCACCCCGGAGAAGAUCCGCAAUGCCUGCGUGGACAAGUUCACCACCCUGUGUGUCACUGGUGUCCCAGAAAACUGCAAACCCUGGUCUGUGAGGGUCUAAAGAGAGAGUCCUCAGCAGAGUCUUCUUGUGCUGCCUUUGGGCUUCCAUGGAGCAGGAGGAACAUACCACAGAACAUGGAUCUAUUAAAGUCACAGAAUGACAGACCUGUGAUUUGUCAAGAUGGGAUUUGGAAGACAAGUGAAUGCAAUGGAAGAUUUUGAUCAAAAAUGUAAUUUGUAAACACAAUGAUAAGCAAAUUCAAAACUGUUAUGCCUAAAUGGUGAAUAUGCAAUUAGGAUCAUUUUCUGUCUGUUUUAAUCAUGUAUCUGGAAUAGGGUCGGGAAGGGUUUGUGCUAUUCCCCACUUACUGGACAGCCUGUAUAACCUCAAGUUCUGAUGGUGUCUGUCCUUUGAAGAGGAUUCCCACAAACCUCUAGAAGCUUAAACCGAAGUUACUUUAAAUCGUGUGCCUUCCUGUGAAAGCCUGGCCUUCAAACCAAUGAACAGCAAAGCAUAACCUUGAAUCUAUACUCAAAUUUUGCAAUGAGGCAGUGGGGUAAGGUUAAAUCCUCUAACCAUCUUUGAAUCAUUGGAAAGAAUAAAGAAUGAAACAAAUUCAAGGUUAAUUGGAUCUGAUUUUGUGAAGCUGCAUAAAGCAAGAUUACUCUAUAAUACAAAAAUCCAACCAACUCAAUUAUUGAGCACGUACAAUGUUCUAGAUUUCUUUCCCUUCCUCUUUGAAGAGAAUAUUUGUAUUCCAAAUACUCUUUGAGUAUUUACAAAAAAGAUUAUGUUUAAUCUUUACAUUUGAAGCCAAAGUAAUUUCCACCUAGAAAUGAUGCUAUCAGUCCUGGCAUGGUGGCUCACCCCUAUAAUCCCAGCACUUUGGGAGGCUAAGGCAGGAGAAUUGCUUGAGCCCAGCAGUUUGAGACCAGCCUGGGCAACAUAGAGAGCUCCUGUCUUUAAAAAAAAUUUUUUUAAUUAGUUGGUCUUGAUAGUGCAUGCCUGUAGUCCCAACUACUUGAAAGGCUGAGGUGGAGAGAUCAUUUGAGCUCAGGAGGUUGAGGCUGCAGUGAGCUAUGAUUGCGCCACUGCACUCCUGCCUGAGCGACUGAGCAAGAUCUUGUCUCUGAAGAAAAAAAAAGAAAUAAAAAUGCUGCUAUCAAAAUCAAGCCCAACCAGAGGUAGAAGAGCCAAGAAGCCUGGGUUCUCAUCCUAGCUCUGUCUCUUCUGUCUCUAUCUUUGUGAUCUUGGACUGUCAAUUCCCCUUCCUGUGAUCCAUUUUACUGCAAACAUAAGGGUUGCAGUAAAGGGUUGUCUCACGUCUUCUGCUUUAAAAGCCUAUAAAUAUAUGACCUGAAAACUCCAGUUACAUAAAGGAUCUGCAGCUAUCUAAGGCUUGGUUUUCUUACUGUCAUAUGAUACCUGGGUCUAAUGAACUCUGCUGAGAUCACCUCAAGUUUCUGCGGUUGGUAAAGAGAACAAGGGAAGAACAAACAUCCCUUUUAUUGCUCCAAAUGGUGAUUUAAUCCCUACAUGGUGCUGGGUGGACAAUGUGUCACUGUCACAUGCCUUCACUGUAUAAAUCCAACCUUCUGCCAGAGAGAAUCUGUGGUUCUGGCCAUGGAGGGAGGAUAGUGGAAAUGAUAUAGUUGGACUGGUGCUUGAUGUCACUAAUAAAUGAAACUGUCAGCUGG
This is a messenger RNA of Homo sapiens (human), 5715 nucleotides long. It is a transcript of the gene XDH, whose product is annotated as xanthine dehydrogenase. Gene Ontology annotation, molecular function: FAD binding; flavin adenine dinucleotide binding; 2 iron, 2 sulfur cluster binding. Lineage: Eukaryota; Metazoa; Chordata; Mammalia; Primates; Hominidae. Gene Ontology annotation, biological process: dAMP catabolic process; IMP catabolic process; guanine catabolic process. Gene Ontology annotation, cellular component: cytosol; peroxisome; extracellular region. The transcript has 36 exons. The record is from RefSeq and is marked reviewed. The coding region runs from base 77 to 4078 and encodes 1333 amino acids.